UGUGCAACGCUUGUUGAUAGUGGUAGUUUUUUGAAGCGGCAAAUGACAUUCUAUGCCAGAAAAGUCAGUGACUUUUCGACAUUCGAGAGAGGAAGCUAACGUUGUGACAGUUUAAGAUGACGGAGACCGCACGUUAAACGUUUUGCGCGUUCAAGUAAUUAUUGGUGUGUUUUGUAGUGCGGUGGUUGGAAGUUAUAAAAUAAAUUURUUCUUAAGUAAAGCACAAAGCAUUAUUGAACAAUUGGUGGUUAGUUGGUGCUGUUAGAGAACGUCAAAGUUGUAAAUACAAGACGCUGUUUUAGUGUGUUUGUGCAACMUUUGCAAAUUAGCUCUAAUUCCAGAUGUGAAAUGAAUUAAUGACACCGUUUGGAAAUAAAGUGAAUAUAUGUAAAUCACAAGAAACAUUAGUGAAAUAGUGAAACUUAAGGCUAAGUGUGAAUUUGAGUAAAAUAAUAAAAGUUAAGAUAUAUAAAAAACAUAAAGAGAGAUUGUUAGUGAACUCAAAGUUAAUGACUCUUCAUUGCGUAAAAAAUUUUUAAAUUUACUCAUACAAAUACUAUUGUGCACAAAUACUGCAGCAAUAAGAAUAUUGUAAAUAAAAAGCAAUUUAUAUCAUUGCAUUCCAUUGGAUUAUGGAGUAAAUGUAAAACAUAAAUAUUUAUAAGCCCGUUGCCAAGCUAACGCGUAAAAGCGAAAACAAACAACAAAUGGGAACAUAGCAAACAAGUGUUUUCAUACUAUUGCACCAACUCUGCCUGCCAUUUUCUUAUGUGCGUAUACAUAUGUGAAAAGCUGCUGAAUUAACACAACAACAAAUAAACGUGUGCUAAAGUUGUAYAACAAUAAAAUAAAAACACAAGAAAUAAUAAUAAGUAGUGCAAAUAAGCAUUGCGUAAAGCGAAUAUUUAAUAAAAUAUUCCAUAAUAGUGCAGUUACAAAAUAAAAUAAGACAAUAUUUUCCUAAAGUAAAAAUAAAAUACAAACACUAUAAAGCACAGCAAAACAACGACUUAAAUAACAAAUAGCAACAACAGCCAACGAAAACGGCACCCAAAACGCCAGUAAUGAGUUGAAUUUGUGCGAAAGACACGUUUGCCUUCACCACUUCCAGCGCGUUGCGCUUACAUGUACAAAGCAAUCUAUAAGCCAUACACUUAAGUCCACAUCGCGUGGCAGCGCCGCUCAGCCCAAAAAUAGAGGGCGCCUUAAGUCAACCUCAUCACAUACUGACCAAUUCGCUGCWCAACAGUCAGCUGAACUGAGCAAAAUAACUUUGCUCUAAGCGUGGAAUAGCGCGCACACGGCGUGCUCUCGCUUGAUUUGCGUUUGAGCUAACCUGUCAUAGUACACCAAUAUAUAUAUGUACAUACGUGUAUACAAAUUCGAAUACUGUACUUGUGUGUUUUACCUUUUUGUCGUAGCACCGUUGCUGCCGCUCUGCGCUUAUUGAAGUUUUCGUGGCUUUAACACCUUUACCCGAGCUUAAAUACCAGCGUACAGAGCCUAAUUCUCAUAUGUGCGCUUGUGUUUGUGUUAACGCGUUUCACAUACAUGCAUGUGUAUGUUUGUUUAUACUCACACCUAACUGUGGACUUGUGUGCGCGAAAGAAAUAAAACAGUGUUGUGGUAGCGGAUUUGAGCUCUCGCAAAGCAGCAAUACAUACACACAUAAAUAUUGAAAUAUACUGAAAUUCGCUGAAAAAAAUUUCCGACAGCACGCACAGAAAACAAGAGAACGUUUAAAAUGGGUGACUGCUGUCAAUCAUGUAUGUCCCGCAUACCAUACGCCACAUUAAUAGCGACGCUCAUGUGCCUGCUUGGUGUCGGCAUAUUCUGUGGCACGAUGUAUCGAGGCGCCUCGUUGACGGUGAUUAUGAUGGAUCAAGUGUUUCAUUUACAUCUAAUUUGGAUUGAAGCGAUUCAAAUGAUUUUCGUCAUAAUUGCUGCGGGAAUGGCGGCGCUUGGCUUUAUGAUACUCUUCGUUGGUUUUCUCGCAACUGGAGCGACACGGUACAAGGUCUAUCGCGCGUGGCGUUCACGAGUGGGUGGACGUAUCUCGUGCGCCGUGUUCAUGGGCAUCACAUAUCUGCUGAACUUCGUUUGGAUAUUGAUUCUAUGUUUCUUGGUCAUAGUCACCUUCAUCUACACCAUGUUCUGGAAUAUGUGCUCAAGUGUGGAACGUUCGCUCAGUUGCAUCGAUUUAACACAAUUUCAUUUCAUGUUCCCGCCGAACACAAAACAGGAGGAUAUGAAAAUCUGCGAUAAAUAUGAGAUUAAAGCCUUCUGCAAGGAUGGCGUUGAGAAUGCCGAAGUCAUGUUUAUACUCGCUACAUUAGCUGCCCUACUCGUCAUACUCAGUCUGGUGCACUAUCUCAUGUGUCUGGCUGCCAAUUAUGCGCACAUCAGAGAUCAUGAAAAAUUCCAAGAACUACAAGAAAUUCAAAAUCUCAAUGAACUCGAGUAUAGCGCAACGUCAAAGGAUCGUUUCUAGGACAUAUUUCAGAAGAUUCAUUUUGAGCUUAAAGAGAAAUGAGCGAACAAAGCAGUGAAGAAAAAAUUACAACACAAAACUUCAUACACGCACACAGACAUGCUACACGUACACUUAGAGAAAUAAAGCAAAAGAACUGAAGUAAUCCACAUAUAACAAUGAAUAAUAUAGAUAAUGGUGUAUUAUGCAAGUAAAAGCUGAAAAAAUUAAUAUAUGUUGUGCAUAUAUACAAGAAAUUAAUAUUAGCAAGGUAAUGUGCGCAGUAACAACACUAUUGUAAACUGGUUUUUUAUGAAGUAAUGCGCGCAUUAGCUUUCAAACACAUCACAAACACGAACUUUCUGAAAUUUAUACAUAUGUAUGUAUAUUUAAACUAAAGCUAAUUUUUUUUAAUUAAGCGGUAAUUAUUUGAGUUAACAUUUUUUAUUUUAUAACAUAAUAAAUCAAAUUGUAUUAUGAAUUUUUAAAUUUCGAUAUUUUUCAAGAAGUGUAUGAGAAUAUAUACAUAUAUGUAAGUGCAUAUAUUUGAAAGCAUUUGCCGAAAUUUAUAUUUCAUAAGUGAAGUAAUUUAUUUUAUCACUCUUUUCAUGUUUUAAAAUUGUUUAGCUUUUUUUUUUUAAAAAGUUUUUGAUAGAUUUCAUGUGUUCACUUAAUUGAAGUUUGAAUUAAGUUAUAUUAAGCAAAUGCAUUGUCAUUCAUAAAUUUAUGUUUUAAUUUAAUUAAUUUAAUAGCAGUUAUUUGUGUAAAAAAUGCGCAAAAACGCCAAGAGUUAUCAGACAUAUCAGUUUGAUUUUAUUACUUUAACAUUCCAAAAACAGCAACAAGAAUUAAAAGUAUGUGUAUUUUACAUCGAACUUUCGACGUUGUUGCCAAAGUACCAUUAAAACCACAUUACUUUAGCUUUAUUUAGUUUUUAGUUUACUUAAAAAUAUUUUUGUAUGUAUAUAUACAUAUAUUGAAAUUCUAUUGUGCAACUGCAUAAUGUUUUGCUAUGUUAAUUCAGCGUUAAAUAUAAUUUACCGCUAAAUUUCAAAAAUAAACUUUUAAGCAUAGAUUAUUUUCGCUUUUCCUCCCUUGUUUUUCUUUUUGUUUUUGAUUUUUUUUU
Bactrocera latifrons is the source of this 3596-nucleotide messenger RNA. RefSeq names its product neuronal membrane glycoprotein M6-a (gene M6). NCBI's taxonomy places the organism in Eukaryota, Metazoa, Arthropoda, Insecta, Diptera, Tephritidae. Gene Ontology annotation, cellular component: plasma membrane. Gene Ontology annotation, biological process: neuron projection development. The record is from RefSeq and is a predicted model, not a curated record.